UAGCUUCAGAUUAGCAACCCCACAUACUCAUACAUAACGACUCGUUGAUAUCAGCGCACAGGGGAAUCCACGCUGACACAUAUUUUGUCAAUUUGGUUGACAACCUGAAAACUCAAAAGCCUUUAUAUUUGUAGACGACCAAGUUGCGCCUGCGCCGUGAUCCUACGUUUUUCCCCCCCAGUUUGAGGUAACGCUAUGUUUCUUUGCUUGAGAAUCAGCAGCUGCUGCAAAGAGCAGAGACGCAGACAAAGUGCAAUAUCAGAGCGAGUCACACGGACAAGAUAACACGACAGUCCAGGGUUGUGGAUCCUAGUGGGGCUCCAAUCUCAUCUGCUGUCAUUUCUGCCUGCUCUGUGAACGACACGAGCCGUUUUAUGUGGAAGACGCUCUCUCCCGUGGAUGAUGUCCCACAGCCAGGUCCACGCAGUGAGAUGAUCUAUUUUUGUGAUGGCGAAGGGUCUGUUUCCACGGGCCUGGGUGAAAAAGUCUUUCUACUUCCAGGCUCGGAUCUCCUUUGUGCGGGUGAAGUACCUGUUCCUUACAUGGCUGACUGUGCUGGUGGGGAGCUGGGUGCUCUAUGUGCAAUACUCCGCCUACACAGAGCUGUGCAGAGGACACGAGUGCAAGAACGCCAUCUGUGAUAAAUACAGGAAGGGAAUCAUCGAUGGCUCUGCCUGCAGCAGCCUGUGUGACAAAGACACACUCUACAUGAGCAGGUGUCUGUCAACGCUGCCAAAUAACCAGGUGUACACAGGAAGCUGGGGAGACCACGAUGGAAUCAUCCGCUGUAAGCUGGGGGAGGUUGUGCACUACGAGCUGGGCGAGGAGCCGGAGCCACGGAGAGAAGCCCCCGUGUUCGACAAGCCCACCAGAGGAACUUCAGUGGAGAAGUUCAGAGAGAUGGUCUUUAAUCACCUCAAGUCCAAGCUUGGAGAGCAGGCUAACCUCGCCGGCCUCGUCAGCCAGAUCCUCUCUGUCGCCGAUGGCAACAAAGAUGGACGGGUGUCACUGCCAGAAGCCCGCUCGACAUGGGCCCUCCUGCAGAUGGAUGAGGUGCUGCUGGGUCUGCUGCUCCAGGAUCGUGGACACACUCCUCGCCUCCUGGGCUUCUGCGGGGACCUGUACAUGACGGAGCGAGUCCCCUACGGGCCCCUGUAUGGUUUGUCUCUCCCCUGGCCGCUGGUGUCCUGGGUGCCCAGCGGCGUGCAGCGCACUAUAGACCAGUGGUUCACCCCCUCAUGGCCUCGCAAAGCUAAGAUCUCCAUGGGCCUCCUGGAGCUGGUAGAGGACAUCUUCCACGGCACCUACGGCAGCUUUCUCAUCUGCGACCUCGCUGCGGCGCACUUUGGCUACACCGACCGUCAUGAGCUCCGUCUGAUUAACACCCGAACGGUGGUGCCUGAAGACGAGUUCAGACGCACCAUGCGGGUCCUGAAGUGUGAGACGGAUGCUGACUGUGUGUACGGGGUGGACUGCCAGACGUCAUGUGACGUGUCAGAGAAACGCUGCAGGGAGGAUCCAGUUCAGCCAAACUUGGCGAAGGCCUGCAGUGCACUGAAGGACUACCUCCUGCGUGGGGCGCCCUCCGCGCUGAGGGAGGAGCUCGAGAGGCAGUUGUACACGUGCAUGGCUCUCAAGGGUAAUGCUGGACAGAUGAACAUGGAGCACUCACUUAUUCUCAACAACCUGAAAGCUCUGUUGUGGAGACAGAUCUCACACACUAAGGACUCGUGACGAUGAGACGAAGUGCUUCUGAAGUCAGUUCCUCACAUGGAGGAUUGAACAUGCUGUGAUUUGGAAUAGCAAAUAUAAUGAAGUAGUUUUUAUCAACUCUUAACACUUAUGAAUGGUCAGACUGAUGGAGACUCUACCUCCUCUAUCCCACUUUCAGAAGUUUGGGGUCUGGAAAACACGCCCAAGUACUUUGAAAUAUAAGACUAAAAUGAACUGAGUGAUUGCAUGUUGCCAUCAGUCACACAUUAUAUUGUAUUGUUCACCACAGUGGAAUGUUUCGGGGCACUGCUGGAUAAACUGACUCGUAAGCAGAUUUUACUGGUAGUCUCCAGCUGAGACCAAAUUGCUGUUUUUGCCACUAAAUCAGGCAGAUAUGUUUGGCCUAACAAGGGAAACAAGUACUGAAACUCAGUGUUGUUGAAAGUGUAAUGAACUGCAUUAUUUUAAGAUGGGCUCCAUGGUUCUGUUAUGGUAAAGGGGGACAUAUCCUGAACCACUCACUUGUGCACAUACAUCCGGGUAUCUGGAGUGCCUACCAACCCACAAACUGUGAAAUAAGACAAGUCACUUUUUUGUGGGCUGCCUUAGUCAGAAAGCAUUUUGUUUCCACAAACCAGAGUUGGCUCACCUUCUGUGUCUAUUUUUCUCGCAAGCUGAUCAGAGCAGAGGUGGCGUUUCUUUUUGAGGGCGGGUUGGUCUUGAAGAGACAGGCGCUAAAACAGAGUGUUUUAGACUGAGGCUGAAUACAAGUAUAUUUAGAGAGACAGUAUGAGAAAAAUACUGUGGGUUUUUUUUUUUUAAAGCAUGUUAAAAUGUUCUAGUAGAAACCCGGAAUACAAGUAUGAACCUGAAAAGGAGCAUGCUGUCUCCUUUAAGGUUGCUACUGACCAUGACAUAACCAGGGAGUGUACCUAAGAUAAGGUGAUAUUCUAUAUUUCUGUGGGGCACACCCUGUGAAAACACCAAACACAAUUACAUUUGUACUGCGCUGUUUGUUUCACUCAGCCCCAAGACCAUUGGUGCCUACUGAGGGUAUAAAACAGGUCACACAAUUAUACUUUCACUUUUGAAAGAAACAAAUGAACCAUUUGUCUUUGGCUACACGGGCAACACAUACUGAUGAACUGUUGGUUUACUGUAGUUUGCUUUACAAUAAUUAAAAUAUAGAAUAUCACAACACUUCACCUUUAACAAGUAGCCUGCAGAUAAGUGACACAAAGGACAAUGCCUCUUUACAGCAUCUGGAGAAUCUAUUGCAAGUAGCAUUGAGGCUUUUCCUUUAACAGUCACUCAUCUGCACAAUAAGGUGAGGCGGUGCAGCAGCUUCCAAGUGGACAACAUGGUCUGUCAGUCAGUAUUUCGGGGAUCAUCCUGUAACUCAGUGUACUUCACUCUGCUGUUUUUCACCUGUAACACUAGUGACUGUCAAUGCUGAAUCAAUGACUAGGAAUAAUGUAUUUCAUUUGUGAAUGUUAUCUACUUGUAUUUCUCACUGAAGAGCAUUUGUUGUAAUGUGCUGUAUCACAUUGUUGGGGGAUGUUGUCUCAGUGCCAUAGAGAUCAUGCUGGAAUCAUUUAUGAAUGUUUACCACCUGUGAAGGUGGACAUCUGUCAACUCGUCACAUUUGAAUGCUGUAUAAAAUAUUUUUCAUGAUCUCUUCCAGGCAUCGACGUGAAAUUGCUUUGACAUCUCGACUUGUUUAACCACUUAAAUGCAUUUCAGAACGGACAUGACCUGUGAAGCAUGUCAAGCUUGUGGUCAACGCGGCAGUUUGAAUUUUGAAAAUGUAAAAAAAGAAGUUUACUUAUUGAAGAGACCAGCAUGAUUUGCACAAUUAAACUAAAUACCACUUCA
Molecule: messenger RNA, 3588 nt
Organism: Cottoperca gobio
Lineage: Eukaryota; Metazoa; Chordata; Actinopteri; Perciformes; Bovichtidae
Gene: dipk1aa
Product: divergent protein kinase domain 1Aa
Exons: 6
Coding region: 448-1734 (428 amino acids)
Source: RefSeq, a predicted model, not a curated record